AUGGCGACGCCGCCUGCCGAGGCUCCCUCCAUUCACAAGGAGGAGAAGCCUCAACUGCCGCCGUCGCCAAAUGGAAUUUCCUCUCCCGAUAUUGUCACAAGCGCGCAAGCUCAUCCAGUGACUGAUUCCAAGCCCGACGUCCCCAACGGUCCGACUGAGAAUGGUGUCGCCAAUUUCGCCACAACGAACGGCGCCAACUCCGAGUCUUCCACUCAGCCCGCUACUGAUACAGCUGCCCGGCCAGUCGCUCCCCAAGCAACUCCUCCAGCCGAAGACGCAAAACCUUCGAAUAUGGAACAGACAACAGAUGAGACCAAGAAGGAGCCUGCUGAGGAGAAACCUGUCAUCGAACAGCCCGCUUCUCAAGAUUCAUCUAAUAAUGUUGGCGCGGACAGCACGGCCCCGAAGGAAAUUCCAGCACCACGAGAUGCUCCAAAGCCUGCCGCGGAGCCUUCGUCGGAAGUCAAAGUGGAAGAUAACCCACAGACACCCCAAAACCAGCAGGAUUCGACCAUAGUAAAGGCUGAACUUCCUCAUCACCCUUCGGUCGAUACCAAGCUGGACAGUGCGCCUAGCCAGGAUGUCACUAGCAACCAACCACAGACCAACGAUCAAGAGAUGCGGGACGCACCGGAACCCCCAGCUUCUCCGACCAAGAUUUCCAGGGAACGUGAACCGGAAAACGGUGAUGAACCAGCUGCGAAGCGUACAAAGAUUGACUUUGAAGGUGCAGCACCAGCACCGGCUCCCGCUCCCGCUUCGACUGAUACAGGUGCCGCGAACUUGCCUACGCCUGCCACAGAUGUCUCUGCCGCGCCGCCAGCCAACGAAAACAGGACCAUGACCAAGAUGCAACACAAGUUUCUCUUGAAAGGAAUCCAGAGUUUAAAGCGUAUGAACGAUGCGCGAUUCUACCGGGAGCCUGUUGAUCCGAUCAAAAUGAACAUUCCUCACUACCCUCAAUUCAUUACACGCCCUAUGGACCUCGGGACCAUUGAGCGCAAAUUGAAGGCCAAUGAGUAUCCCACCGCACAGAACGUCAUUGACGACUUCUACCUGAUGGUCCAGAACGCAAUGACCUUCAACGGUCCUGAUCACUUGGUUGCCCAAGAAGGUCAGAAGCUCAAGGCCACUUUUGAUAAGCAAAUGGUCAACCUCCCUCGGCCGGACCAGGUCGAAGAGAAGAAGUCCAAGAAGGGAUCUCCCAAGACCACAGCUGCUCGACCGCAGGCACGCGCCAGUCAGUCUGGUCCCCGUGCGGCCGGGUCCCCCCAAGCCACGACUUUUGCUCUGGGCCCUGAAGGGCUGCCUCUUAUUCGCCGCGACUCGACCACUGCCGAUGGACGUCCUAAGCGCUCCAUCCAUCCCCCCAAACGGGACCUUCCUUACUCUACAAAGCCUAAAAAGAAGAAGUUCCAGUGGGAAUUGAGAUUCUGUCAAGAAGUUCUCGAUGAACUCUACAAAACUAAGCACUACAAUUACGCCAUGCCUUUCUACUACCCGGUUGACCCUGUCGCGCUCAAUAUUCCGACUUAUCACAGCAUCAUUAAGAAGCCGAUGGAUCUCGGAACCAUGUCGAAUAAGCUCAAGGCUGGUGAAUAUGAAAAUGCGAAGGAUUUCGAAACCGAUAUGCGUCAGAUCUUCAAGAACUGCUUCAAGUUCAACAUUCCUGGCGACCCAACUUUCAUGGCCGGAAAAACACUUGAGGAGGUCUUCAACAGCAAGUGGGCACAGAAGAACCGCUAUCUUGAAGCUCAUGAGCCCCAGCACGAGCAACAGAGUCUCGACUCUUCCGACGAGGACAGUGAUGAAGAUGUGGAAGAAAGUGAUGAAGACACCGAAAAGCUCACCCUGCUGCAGAAGCAAAUUGCAGAGAUGUCCCGUCAGGUUGAAGCGAUUACCCAGAAGAAAAAGAAGACGCCGCCUGGAUCGAAGAAGGUUGGCAAGUCAAAGUCAGUUGGCAAGAAGGAUUCGAAGAAGAGCGGGUCCAUCUCCAUUGGCAAGAAGGACAAAAAGACCUCCAAGUCCAAGCCUGAGAAGCAGCGUUUCGUCACCUACCAUGAGAAGCAGCUCAUCUCCAAUGGCAUCAGUAGCCUUCCCGACAAGAAAAUGCAGGAAGCUCUUAAGAUCAUUCAAAGCAACGUUCCGGCUCUCAAGGGCACCCAAGAGACUGAGAUCGAGCUGGAUAUUGAUGAGCUCCCCAAUGAUGUCCUACUGAUGCUGCUCAAGUUCGUUAGGAAGAACGCUCCGCAUGUCAUGGAAGAUGACGACGAGCCCGCGCCCGUUGUUUCGAACAACUCUGCCGCCCCGAAGCCCAAGAAGAAUAAGCCGAUGAGCAAGUACGAACAAGAAGCCCAAAUUAACAUGCUUGCCAACAACCUGUCGCGCUUUGAGGGUGGCGGCGGUCAGUCGCCGGACCCGGUUCCUUCUGUCGAACCGAACGAGAGUAGUGAUGAUUCAGAUGAUGAUUCCGAAGAGAGCGAGGAAGAAUAA
This is a messenger RNA of Aspergillus chevalieri, 2493 nucleotides long. RefSeq names its product putative transcription regulator BDF1. Gene Ontology annotation, cellular component: chromatin; nucleus. Lineage: Eukaryota; Fungi; Ascomycota; Eurotiomycetes; Eurotiales; Aspergillaceae. The transcript is spliced from 3 exons. Bases 1 to 2493 code for a protein of 830 amino acids. The record is from RefSeq and is a predicted model, not a curated record. Gene Ontology annotation, biological process: regulation of DNA-templated transcription; chromatin remodeling.